Besnoitia besnoiti is the source of this 1011-nucleotide messenger RNA. RefSeq names its product SAG-related sequence. Lineage: Eukaryota; Apicomplexa; Conoidasida; Eucoccidiorida; Sarcocystidae. Gene Ontology annotation, cellular component: membrane. The coding region runs from base 1 to 1011 and encodes 336 amino acids. The transcript has a single exon. The record is from RefSeq and is a predicted model, not a curated record.
AUGCGGCUCUCACGCAACUCAUUGGGGUUCCUCGGAACCGCUGCUGCCAUAUCUGCACUUUUCGCAAGUCUGAUAUCAGAAAUCUCCUAUUGCGAACCUGCCGGCGGCAAGGACGAGACCGCGAAGGCAGUGCCAGCGUGCGAUAGCAAAACGCAGGGCCAAGAAGAACUACUGCUGACUCUCGACAGUAGCAAAGCGGAGAUCUCUUUUCUGUGCAGCGUGGAACACUCUGCUGUGCUCGAGCCUGCUACGCCUCCUGAUAGUGUCUACUUGACGAAAGAAUGCGCCAAUCCGACAGUCCUGAAGGCUGUGUUCCCCAACGCCUCGUUCUCGCAGUCUAGUUCGGAGCAAAAGUCGCCGGUUACCCCGAUAACCUACACCCUGAAAGUACCCCUGGAGGAACGGAAACAGCAGGAUCUGUAUUACUUAUGCAAAAUCACCAAACAGUCGAGUCCGGUCCUUGGCCACAGAACAGGUAGUGAUCCGCUGGAGACCACGACGACGUGCAGGGUUCACAUCGCUGUAAUUCCACCGAAGGAACCCGAAGCUCCCACAGCAACCGAGUGCACAUCUGGGUCCGUCACGGCCACUGUAUCCCUGUCUAGUCCGCUUGCGUUCAAAUGUGGUAGGGAGAUGGUGCUGAAACCUGAAUCCGUCACAGACGUCUUCGACGACAGCGACGGCAAGUGCGAAAAGCGUGUCGCCCUGAAGAGCCUCUUGGAGGCUGAGUUGGAGCAAGCGCAACCUGCGAGAGAUGGAUAUAAGCUUCAAGUUAAGGAAACGCCGGGACACGACGUCGCGUUCUGCUACCGGUGUGUGAAGCCAGCCGUCUCCUCAAACACAGACAGCUUGUCACCGACCCGAGGUGCUGACACCAAGAAUGAGGAGUGUCUUCUCAAGAUUUCCGUCAAGGGCAGUGCGGGGGCGUCAGCGGCUCGAGGAGCCGUGUGGACAAUGUCUGCUUUUAUGGCGUGGCAAUUCUCCUACGGGUUGUUUUCUUCGUGGAUGUAA